Messenger RNA from Mesocricetus auratus (golden hamster), 479 nucleotides. Its product is annotated as peptidyl-prolyl cis-trans isomerase FKBP1A. The coding region runs from base 38 to 364 and encodes 108 amino acids. The transcript has a single exon. Gene Ontology annotation, molecular function: peptidyl-prolyl cis-trans isomerase activity. The record is from RefSeq and is a predicted model, not a curated record. NCBI's taxonomy places the organism in Eukaryota, Metazoa, Chordata, Mammalia, Rodentia, Cricetidae.
CUCUUCUUCCUCCUCCUUCGCCAACGCCGCCGCUGCCAUGGGAGUGCAGGUGGAGACCAUCUCUCCUGGAGACGGACGCACCUUCCCAAAGCGCGGCCAGACCUGCGUGGUGCACUACACGGGAAUGCUUGAAGAUGGAAAGAAAUUUGAUUCUUCUCGGGACAGAAACAAGCCUUUUAAGUUUAUGCUAGGCAAGCAGGAGGUGAUCCGAGGCUGGGAAGAAGGGGUAGCCCAGAUGAGUGUGGGUCAGAGAGCCAAACUGACAAUCUCCCCAGAUUAUGCCUAUGGAGCCACUGGGCACCCAGGCAUCAUCCCACCACAUGCCACUCUGGUCUUUGAUGUGGAGCUUCUAAAACUGGAAUGACAGAAGUGGCCUCCUCCCUUAGCUCCUUGCACAUGGAUCUGCCAUGGAGGGAUCUGGGACCUCCAGACGGGUGCACAUGAAUCCAUGUGGAACUUUUCCUGAUGUCCCACCACUC